AUGAGGGCGGAGGUUAAAGGUGCGAGAGUUUUCAUGUCGGAGGUAGCUUUAACAGUGUGCUCUUUGGGUAAGUCGUUGCAAAUUAUUAUCGUGUCUUCCUUUGCGAGGUUUGUUGUGCGCCUACGCUCUGAGCGCAGCGGUUAUCCGGAGCUCUCCGUUACACCCCUUUUCAACUCCGUGCCCCGAUCCUACAUCGACCUGUCCAUCCUCCGACAUCUUCACCAGCUGCGUCAGGCCCACCCGCGCGAUUUGUUCUACCCAUUUGGUAAAAGUAGUGGCGAUAUUACGACUCCAGUCAGCGAUGAUGGAAGCUCCCCAAACAUAUCCAUCUCAACAUCGUUCCCAUUCUUUGAAAGAUCCUACAACUCCUUGUAUGUCAACAACAACGGUGUCAUCUCCUUUGUCGUGCCCGUGAGCCAGUACACACCUACCACAUUCCCACUACCGGAUGGGCGCGCCUUUAUUGCCCCGUUCUGGGUAGAUGUAGACAAUACCCUGCGAGGUAACAUCUACUAUCGCGAGAGUACCGAAGAAGCGUUACUGCAACGGGCCACGGCGGACGUCCGCAAGUACUCACCCGGACUCGAAUUUCAAGCCCGCUGGGUGUUUGUGGCUACUUGGGAUAACGUUACUUAUUAUGGCUCCCGAUCCUCCAAGGUAUUCAUUCAGUGCAUUCGAAUACACAGUAUGGCUUCUGAGAUCCAUUUCCGGUCCCGUGCCAUUUGA
This is a messenger RNA of Mobula hypostoma (lesser devil ray), 726 nucleotides long. RefSeq names its product sushi, nidogen and EGF-like domain-containing protein 1. Gene Ontology annotation, biological process: cell-matrix adhesion. Lineage: Eukaryota; Metazoa; Chordata; Chondrichthyes; Myliobatiformes; Myliobatidae. The transcript has 4 exons. The record is from RefSeq and is a predicted model, not a curated record. The coding region runs from base 1 to 726 and encodes 241 amino acids.